AUGUCUUCGAGCUCGGCAGGGGCGCAGCAAGAAUCACACCAGCGUGUCGGCUAUGAUACCAGUACCCGGAAAUGGACUGGUCAAGGCUUAGCGAUAGUCAGUGACAGGAGUGGCCAGGUGCUUCUUUCUGUUCCCAUCGAGUUUCUCAGCAAAGGAAUGGUCAACAGUUUCGCAUAUGUGCUACAAAGUAUUCACAUGGCAUUUGAUGUCAGGGCUGGCCGCAUCUGCAGCGAGGCAGGUGACGAAUGCAGUCCUCUGGAUGCUGUCACUCCCGGUCGAUUCAUAUACUGGAACGCUGAGACCGUCUUCUGCAGGCCACGCAUCGGACCUCGUUUCAAGUUCAUGUCGAGACCUCCUCACGCUGGCGAUGAUCUAGCAAGCACGAUGAGCAACUCCAAACGAUCAUCUGCGAAUCAGUCCAAGUUUCGCUUCACGGUGGUAGCUCGGGACUACUUCUGUUUGAUCUCAGACGUAGAAUAUCCGUCUUGCACGGCGGCUCAUAUACUUCCUGUUUCGCGGCCCGAGUUUGGCGUCCUGUUGAGAGACGACAUUCACCACGCUUUCGACAGAGGCCACAUCGCUUUGUAUCCUCUGUCUCAGAGGGACUUUCACGGAAAGGUCAUACGUCCAGAAAUUCGAUUUCGCGGCCCGCCGGACGACUAUCCUGAUACGCAGAUGCUGCUCUUUCACUAUCAGCAGUGUGUGAUCAAGUGUUUCCGAGGUUGGUCGGCUUUCUGA
Messenger RNA from Moesziomyces antarcticus, 738 nucleotides. RefSeq lists its product as uncharacterized. NCBI's taxonomy places the organism in Eukaryota, Fungi, Basidiomycota, Ustilaginomycetes, Ustilaginales, Ustilaginaceae. The record is from RefSeq and is a predicted model, not a curated record. The transcript has 5 exons. Bases 1 to 738 code for a protein of 245 amino acids.